This is a messenger RNA of Balaenoptera musculus (blue whale), 971 nucleotides long. Its product is annotated as eukaryotic translation initiation factor 4E-like. Gene Ontology annotation, cellular component: eukaryotic translation initiation factor 4F complex. NCBI's taxonomy places the organism in Eukaryota, Metazoa, Chordata, Mammalia, Artiodactyla, Balaenopteridae. The coding region runs from base 1 to 654 and encodes 217 amino acids. The record is from RefSeq and is a predicted model, not a curated record. Gene Ontology annotation, biological process: translational initiation. The transcript is spliced from 2 exons. Gene Ontology annotation, molecular function: RNA 7-methylguanosine cap binding; translation initiation factor activity.
AUGGUGACUGUGGAACUGGAAACCACCCCUACUCCUAAUCCCACACCUACAGAAGAAGAGAAAACAGAAUCUAAUCAGGAGGUUGCUAACCCAGAACACUAUAUUAAACAUCCUUUACAGAACAGAUGGGCACCCUGGAUUUUUAAAAAUGGUAAAAGCAAAACUUGGCAAGCAAACCUUCGGCUGAUCUCUAAGUUUGAUACUGUUGAAGACUUUUGGGCUCUGUACAACCAUAUCCAGUUGUCUAGCAGUUUAAUGCCUGGCUGGGACUACUCACUUUUUAAGGAUGGUAUUGAGCCUACGAGUGAAGAUGAGAAAAACGAACGAGGAGGACGAUGGCUAAUUACAUUGAACAAACAGCAGAGACCAAGUGACCUCGAUCGCUUUCGGCUAGCGACACUGCUGUGCCUUACUGGAGAAUGUUUUGAUGACUACAGUGAUGAUGUAUGUGGAGCUGUUGUUAAUGUUAGAGCUAAAGGUGAAAAAAUAGCAAUGUGGACUACUGAAUGUGAAAACAGAGAAGCUGUUACACAUAUAGGGAGGGUAUACAAGGAAAGGUUAGGACUUCCUCCAAAGAUAGUGACUGGUUAUCAGUCCCAUGCAGACACAGCUACUAAGAGCGGCUCCACCACUAAAAAUAGGUUUGUUGUUUAAGAAGACACCUUCUGAGUAUUCUCGUAUGAGACUGCGUCAAGCAACUGAGAUUUGGGAACUGAACCAAAGCCUCUUCAAAAGCAGAGUGGACUGCAUUUAAAUUUGAUUUCCAUCUAAAUGUUGCUAAGAUAUAAGAGAAGUCUCAUUCGCCUUUGUCUUGUACUUCUGUGUUCAUAUAUAUAUAUAUAUAUUUUUUUUUUUAAUUUUGGCUAGAGUGUCCACUCUCCCAAUCAAAGAAGUAUAGUACACAUCGUCCCCAGAAUCCAUAAAUGUGUUCCUGGCCCACUCUGUAAUAGCUUAAUAGAAUUAACCAUUAC